UGCAACUUCAACCUCCAGUACUCAAGUGAUCCUCCCACCACAGCCUCCAGAGUGAUUUUAAUUGCACAUCUAUUGAAAUAAACCUGUAGUUUCUAGAAGUGGAAGAAAAUUUGCUGAGAUGUCAGCUGGGGAUUCUUUCUGGAGAACCCCAGAAAUGGAGAGUUUCCACACAAGAUUUAGUGCCUGGACACCUUUUAACAACAAGUCAUUAAAUAGACAGCUCUUUCAGGAAAGAGUGGCUCUUAUAAGUCAUUGGUUUGACCUCUGGACUAACAAGCAACGUCAAGAAUUCUUAUUCAAGAUUUUUUUACGAUGCACUAAAUCACAAUUAAGGUUUGUCCAAGACUGGUUUUCAGAAAGGAAGCAAGUGGCCAAAGUGGAUUUCUCUACAGUGUUACCACGCUUCAUUUCUCUAUACAUCUUUUCCUUUCUGAGUCCGAAAGAUCUGUGUGCAGCCGCUCAAGUCAGCUGGGCCUGGAAGUUUUUAACUGAACAGGAUUGCUUAUGGAUGCCCAAAUGCAUUAAGUUCGGAUGGUUUCUGCCCUAUACUCCAACAGAUAACGAGUAUGGUGCUUGGAAGCGCCAUUACAUUGCUUGCGUGUCCCACUUAGACUGGCUGACACCCAGGGAGGCUGCUGCUACUUACGGGACGCUGAAUGAAUCCAAAACAGAAGAUGAGGAACUACUAGAGAGACAUAGAGAAAAGUGCCUAAGGAAAAGAAUUUGGGAGAAAAUUGCACUACGUAGGAAGGAGUUAUUCAAAGUUCGACCCCCUUGGGUGAGUGGAAUGGGCCGCUCUAGCAUGCCAAAGCCCAAAUGCCAACCACGCCUCUCCCAGACUCUAAGGGAGCAAGCAGGAUCACAUGAAGCUUUGGAGAAGCAGCUUGUUUUGACAUCGUUAGAAACCUUGCCCAAGCAAAGCAAUAUUUCUGGAAGCCAUUCCUACCCUUUAUUAUCAAAGAAAAAUUGGCAUGGAGUAUAUAAAAAUGAUGACAGCUCUUCAUGUGCUCUCCGGCCACACUUCAUAUUAAUAUCCUCUCGGAUUCCUGCAUAUGAGAUGGUGGUGGAGAGCGUGAAGGCUGGUGUCGUUUCUGUGGUAUACGAACACAGCGUAACCUUGGAGAGCCUACUUUACCUCAUAGAAAAAGCUCUGGAUGGGCAGAAGGCACAGAGCAUGGGAAUAUUUAGCGAUGGAGAUAGCAGAGAAAUCAAUUUACUCCAAGGGUAUAAAAUUGGUGUUAAAAAUUUACUGAAGCCUGAAGUGAGAGAUUUCUGGGAGAAAUUAGGAAGCUACGUGGCCACUGAAAAAGAAGGGGGCCACGUGGACUUCUUCGCACCUCUUGGAGCAUCAGAGGCAGGAACUGAAGUUCUUUCUCAGCUGUCUCAACUAACUGGAACGUUCUUUACGGCCCCCACUGGGAUUGCCACUGGCUCUUACCAGCACAUUCUUAGUGAUUAGCUGGGAGCCCAAUGGGGAAAGGCCCCCUCUUCCAUCUACUUCAGCGAAUCGAAGCUACAGACAUGGUCCAGCUUCACAGACUUCCUAGAAGACACCUUGAAAGGGGUAAGGAAGCAGUUGUGUCCUCUCUUCAAGGAACUGCAGAAGAGCAUCAGUGGCAGGAUGAUAGGGCAGUUUAUGUUUGACACCAUGGGUAUGAGCAACUUUCUGAACAACCAAGAGAUCGCACAAGCUCUGGCAGAUGGGCUGAUGGAGUUGUCAAAAGAAGAUUCCGAAAGAAAUGGUGUAGAAGACAAUUCUUGGGACACAAAGUCAAGACUCAGCAAAAAUGAUUUAGAUUUUGAAGCACUGAUUAAUCUGGAGAGAAUGCUCCAGAAAGACUCAGCAGAAAAGCGAACUAGAGUUGUCAGGGAACUCUUACAGAGUGAGAGAAAAUAUGUACAGAUGCUGGAAAUUGUGAGAGAUGUUUACGUCACACCACUGAAAGCAGCACUGUCAUCAAACAGAGCAAUUCUGAGUGCUGCCAACAUCCAGAUCCUCUUCUCUGAUAUUCUGCAGAUUUUAAGUCUCAACAGGCAGUUUCUAGAUAACCUGAGAGACAGACUGCAGGAAUGGGGCCCAGCUCACUGUGUUGGAGAAAUAGUCACAAAGUUUGGAAGCCAGUUGAACACAUAUACCAAUUUCUUCAACAAUUACCCUGUCAUUCUGAAAACUAUUGAAAAGUGCAGAGAAAUGAUACCAGCCUUCCGAACUUUCCUGAAGAGGCAUGAUAAGACCAUUGCUACCAAAAUGCUGAGUCUGCCAGAGCUGCUGCUGUACCCAUCACGAAGAUUUGAAGAAUACCUUAAUCUUCUCUAUGCUGUCAGGCUUCAUACUCCUGCUGAGCAUGUUGACCGGGGGGACUUGACCACUGCAAUUGACCAAAUCAAAAAAUAUAAAGAUUAUAUAGAUCAGAUGAAGCAAAACAUCAAUUUGAAGGAUCAUCUGUCAGAUAUACAGAGAAUCGUCUGGGGAUGCCCUACUCUCUCAGAAGUAAACAGAUAUCUGAUUAGGGUCCAAGAUGUAGCCCAACUUCACUGCUGUGAUGAAGAAAUAAGUUUCUCUUUAAGGCUCUAUGAACACAUCCGCGAUCUCAGCCUUUUUCUCUUCAAUGAUGCACUGCUCAUUUCUAGUCGGGGCACAUCUCAUACUCCAUUUGAGAGGACUUCAAAAACAACCUACCAGUUCAUUGCAUCAGUGGCCCUUCAUAGGUUACUCAUAGAAAAUAUUCCAGAUUCCAAGUGUAUGUAUUCUUUUCCUUCCAAGAGACAGAUACCUUCAAAAAGCUACAUAAUGUAAAGCUCAUUAAUAGAAAAGUAGAAA
Cebus imitator (Panamanian white-faced capuchin) is the source of this 2821-nucleotide messenger RNA. RefSeq names its product epithelial cell transforming 2 like (gene ECT2L). NCBI's taxonomy places the organism in Eukaryota, Metazoa, Chordata, Mammalia, Primates, Cebidae. The transcript is spliced from 20 exons. Gene Ontology annotation, molecular function: guanyl-nucleotide exchange factor activity; protein binding. The record is from RefSeq and is a predicted model, not a curated record.